This is a messenger RNA of Bufo bufo (common toad), 1082 nucleotides long. RefSeq names its product ribulose-5-phosphate-3-epimerase (gene RPE). The transcript has 6 exons. The record is from RefSeq and is a predicted model, not a curated record. Gene Ontology annotation, biological process: pentose-phosphate shunt, non-oxidative branch; carbohydrate metabolic process; pentose-phosphate shunt. Bases 1 to 687 code for a protein of 228 amino acids. Gene Ontology annotation, molecular function: D-ribulose-phosphate 3-epimerase activity; metal ion binding. NCBI's taxonomy places the organism in Eukaryota, Metazoa, Chordata, Amphibia, Anura, Bufonidae. Gene Ontology annotation, cellular component: cytosol.
AUGUCGUCUGGCUGUAAGGUCGGUCCGUCCAUUCUGAACAGCGACCUGUCUCGCCUGGCGGCGGAGUGCGAGCGCAUGCUGCAAUGCGGGGCCGACUACCUGCACCUGGAUGUCAUGGACGGGCAUUUUGUUCCUAAUCUCACGUUUGGUCAUCCUGUGGUGGAGUGCCUCCGAAAGCAUCUAGGAAAUGACCCAUUUUUUGAUAUGCACAUGAUGGUUGCUAAACCGGAACAGUGGGUUAAACCCAUGGCAGCUGCAGGUGCCAACCAAUACACAUUCCAUAUAGAAGCCACCGAAAACCCUGGAGCCCUGAUUAAAGAGAUCCGAGAAAGUGGCAUGAAGGUGGGCCUUGGUAUUAAACCGAACACCACAGUGGAAUAUCUCGCACCAUGGGCAAAUCAGAUUGAUAUGGCUCUGGUGAUGACUGUGGAACCCGGUUUUGGUGGACAGAAGUUCAUGGAAGACAUGAUGCCCAAGGUGCAGUGGUUAAGAUCACAGUUUCCAUCGCUUGACAUAGAGGUGGAUGGGGGAGUUGGACCAGACAAUAUUCACCGCUGUGCAGAGGCUGGCGCUAAUAUGAUUGUGUCUGGAAGUGCCAUUAUGAAGAGUGACGACCCGCGCUCCGUGAUCAAUCUUCUCCGGAAUGCCUGCUGUGAAGCCGCUCAGAAGCGCUCAUUGGAUCGGUGAAUCCUGGUAAAUGCCGGACGGAUACACUGGUUGUGACCAGACCACGAUCAAGUCUUUCCAGACAGGAAGCAGGCCUGGGACAUGGACUUUGCGGGUGUGCACCACUGGACUCCUUGAAGCAAUUCUCUUUUCCCGUGAAGAAUGACUAUUACUUUUCCCUUUCAUACACAUCAUGGUUUGUCUUACAAGACAUCCACCAGAGAAACUUGUUUUCUUUUGGAGGAAAUAUGUUCUUCCCUCUUGAAACCUAAUGUGGAACUAAGCCCGUAAGCAAAAGAUUGAAGUAUGCCAGGCUGGGGUCUUUAGCAUUUGCAUGAUACCUUGCCAUAUCUAUGAGGAUCUAAUACACACGACUACUUACCUGUUAUUUUUUUUAAACCAUAAAACUUUGUUCA